Lottia gigantea (owl limpet) is the source of this 720-nucleotide messenger RNA. RefSeq lists its product as hypothetical. The transcript is spliced from 5 exons. Gene Ontology annotation, cellular component: mitochondrion; mitochondrial inner membrane. The record is from RefSeq and is a predicted model, not a curated record. Gene Ontology annotation, biological process: ubiquinone biosynthetic process. The annotation marks the transcript as partial. NCBI's taxonomy places the organism in Eukaryota, Metazoa, Mollusca, Gastropoda, Lottiidae.
UUGUAUCCAGGUCAUAUUAAAACAACCCUUCUGCAGAAAACUUUGUUAGCUGUUGGUUCAGGAGUAGCUGCUAUAUUAGACCCUUCCAGAGAUGAUAUGGUGAGUGCGUUUGGAGAAACAACAGGAUAUCUGGCGUUAAAAACAUUACAGUCAAAGAUGUUGGCAGAUCCAGUAGGAAGACAGAUCCUAGAAGAAAGACCAGUGAUAAAUUCUAAAACUAUAGAUAUAGACUAUCUCAGUCAACUACCAGAUAAUACAUUCGGCAAACAGUACUGGAAGUUCUUAACUAAAAAUGGUUUUUCCCCAGAUGCUCGACGUCCAGUUCAAUUUAUAGAUGAUGAUGAUCUUCAAUAUGUCAUGUUACGAUAUCGACAAACUCAUGAUUUAUAUCACACGCUGCUAGGCAUGCCCCCUCAUAUGCUAGGGGAGGUAAUAGUUAAAAUGGUGGAAAUGUUUCAAACAGGUUUACCGAUGUGUACUUUAGCAGCUUUGUUUGGUCCUGUUAGACUAGGCACUGUACACAGAGAAAAAUAUUUUAAAACAUUCCUGCCGUGGGCGGUUAAAACAGGACGAAACACCAAGUUUCUGAUGGCGGUGUACUUUGAGAAACAUUGGGAAGAUGAUUUACAGGAACUCCGUAGAAGUCUGAACAUUACUGAUCCACCAGCGGGCAUUGGACGAAAGAUGAAACAACAAAUUCCCAUUGAAAAAGAGACUUGA